CGCCCUGGCCUCGCCCCACCCCUCCGCUUUGUCCUGGGAAUGCCCACUCGCUCUGAGGCCCGCCUUCAGGGUGGUGCCAGCAUGUGGCCCAGCCCCUUGCGUAAUUCAACUUCCGCUCGGGGAAAGACCGCUUCCGGUCCCUGAGGCGCGCUGUUCCGCACUAUGGCCGCUCGGCAACCUUUGCGGGUGUUGUGCUUGGCGGGCUUCCGGCAGAGCGAGCGCGGCUUCCGCGAGAAGAGCGGAGCACUGAGGAAGGCGCUGCGGGGCCGCGCCGAUCUCGUGUGCCUCAGCGGCCCGCACCCGAUCGUGGAUGUAGCGGGCCUGGAGGGCGCCGGGCCGGAGUCUGGGCCCUGCCCUCCGGAGGAGCAGCUUCGAGGCUGGUGGUUUUCAGAACAGGAGGCAGACGUUUUCUCCGCACUGAAAGAGCCCACAGUGUGCAGAGGUCUGGAGGAAGCCCUGGGAACGGUGGCACAGGCACUGAACAAGCUGGGACCUUUCGAUGGGCUUCUUGGUUUCAGCCAGGGGGCCGCGCUAGCAGCGCUUGUGUGUGCCCUUAGCCAAGCAGGCGAUCCCCGCUUCCCCUUGCCAAGAUUUGUCAUUCUGAUAUCCGGUUUCUGCCCUCGGGGCCUUGGCCUCCAGGAAUCCAUCCUGCAGGACCCCGUGUCACUGCCUUCACUCCAUGUUUUCGGGGACACUGACCGUGUCAUCCCCUCUCAGGAGAGUAUGCAACUGGCUAGCCGAUUCACUGGAGCAAUCACUCUCACCCACUCUGGUGGCCACUUCAUUCCAGCAGCUGCACCCCAGCGCCAGGCCUACCUCAAGUUCUUGGACCAGUUUGCAGACUGAACGAUCAAUAAAUGCCUUGGCCCCUACACCCCCACCCCAGUCAGUAGGGACACAUGACUUUGGGUCAGCCUCUGUGAUCCCUGCGCCUCCCCUUUUCCCUAUUCUGGGACCUCCACUACUGUUAGUGCUCCUCACCAUCACCAAUUAAGAGAUAAAGACCAAUUCUUAAAACUCAUAGGACCAGCUCUGCACGCAAGAAAAUGGGGAGGAGGAGGCCUUAUUGGGCGUUGACCUUGGAUCGAUACUCAAAUAUGAAAAAGUACAGUGGAGCCCUGAAUGAAUAGAGGGUGACAUGGAAAAAGCAGGGGCUGGCACUACUGCUACCGUCGCACAAUAAAGUGGUGAUUUGGA
Messenger RNA from Rhinolophus ferrumequinum (greater horseshoe bat), 1197 nucleotides. RefSeq names its product OVCA2 serine hydrolase domain containing (gene OVCA2). The record is from RefSeq and is a predicted model, not a curated record. The transcript has 2 exons. NCBI's taxonomy places the organism in Eukaryota, Metazoa, Chordata, Mammalia, Chiroptera, Rhinolophidae. The coding region runs from base 163 to 846 and encodes 227 amino acids. Gene Ontology annotation, cellular component: nucleus; cytoplasm. Gene Ontology annotation, biological process: response to retinoic acid.